AUGGGAGAAACUUCUUUUGGAAUCUAUUUAUAUCAUUGCCAUCCGAUAGUCACUGGAGAAAUGCGCUUAAUUGAUGUCAGAAAAUACAAAAAGAAUCCAUUUUGGCCAUGUUUAAAUGUAACUUUCGGUAUUUGGAUUAGAUCAAUGAUUGUUCAUAUGCUGAACCAAUUAAUUCUUAAUUUUUGUGUGUUCAACGCGAAAUGGUAUCAAUUUGUCAUGAAUUUUCUUGAUAAAAUUUUCAGCCUUCCAGAAGAACGGCCAACAGCACCACCAAAUGAUAAAGAUAAUGAAGAAAAUCUUCCUGACCAAAAUAUUCUUGCAGAUUGUAAAUUUGAAAAAGUUAAAAUUAAUAUCGACGACUUAGAAUGA
Molecule: messenger RNA, 369 nt
Organism: Trichomonas vaginalis G3
Lineage: Eukaryota; Parabasalia; Trichomonadida; Trichomonadidae
Exons: 1
Coding region: 1-369 (122 amino acids)
Source: RefSeq, a predicted model, not a curated record